Messenger RNA from Sodiomyces alkalinus F11, 1725 nucleotides. Its product is annotated as FMP42 protein. Gene Ontology annotation, biological process: transmembrane transport. The transcript is spliced from 2 exons. The record is from RefSeq and is a predicted model, not a curated record. The coding region runs from base 1 to 1725 and encodes 574 amino acids. Gene Ontology annotation, molecular function: transmembrane transporter activity. NCBI's taxonomy places the organism in Eukaryota, Fungi, Ascomycota, Sordariomycetes, Glomerellales, Plectosphaerellaceae. Gene Ontology annotation, cellular component: fungal-type vacuole membrane.
AUGUCACUCCAACGUGUUGCUUCCCUCGAGACGUUCCAAUCCAUACAGCCACCCUACCACCAACCUAGCCGCCUCCCCGGCUCCAGGCGCGGCAGCGAUGCUUCUAGCACCCGUCCUCGGAAACUGAGCUUCAACCCUCUUCCCGACGAAUGGGAUCCUCACGAUCUCAAGUUGGACGUGGUCCAGGCUGUGAGCGCCUUUGAUGUUCCUUCGUGGAAACGAGUCCUUCAGGUCAUUGUUGCUGUCGUGUACUGUCUCUUCGCCGCAGGCAUCGUCUUUGGGUAUGCAGCUAUCAAGCCCGUAUUGAAACAUGAAGGUGCCUACCAAGAUGUCUGCCGCUCCGACUCCGAUGUCCACGACGGGGACUCUAUCCCUGUCGACGACACCUGCGUUGAGAUACAUCUGAAUCUAAUGUUCACCAUCGCCGCCGUUGCCACCAACGUCGUCGCCCUGCCGGUCGGUGCUAUUCUCGAUCACUUCGGCCCGCGCAUAUGCGGCAUCAUCGGCAGUCUCUUCCUCGCCAGCGGUGCUCUCACCAUGGCCUACGCACAGCGCCUUCCCUUCGACGGCUUUGUCGUCGGCUACUUGCUCUUGGCCCUUGGCGGCCCUUUUACCUUUAUUCCUUCCUUCCACCUAUCCAACGCCUUCCCACAGCACUCCGGCCUCAUCCUCGCCUUGCUUACCGGAGCCUUCGAUUCCUCCAGCGCCCUGUUCCUCGUUUAUCGCGUCAUCUACCAGUCGACCGGCUUUGGCUACCACCACUUCUUCCUUGCCUAUCUGGUCGUCCCCGUCUUCCUUCUCAUCACCCAGCUGACCCUCAUGCCGAAGCAGUCCUACAAGACUGUGGGUGAUCUGGUGGAACAGGCCGAGGAAGCCGAAGCCGCCAUUGAUGCCGACGAGACCGACCUCUACGACGACCAGGUCGACGAGAACACGGCGCUUUUGCGUGAGGAGCGCCGCCACCAGAUCCAAGCCGUACUGGCUGACACGGAGCAGCUCCUGGGCGAAGACCGUGCCGACGGGCAGGCCCAACGCGAGGAAAAGUCGAACGAGGUCUCCGGCGUUUGGGGCGUCAUGCACGCUCAUUCGGCCCUAGAACAGAUCGCCUCGCCAUGGUUCAUCCUCAUCUGUCUCUUCACCGUCAUCCAGAUGACGCGAAUCAACUACUUCGUCGCCACCGUCCGCGCACAGUACGAAGCCAUCUUCGGAGAUCAUGAGACGGCCGUUGAGAUCAACAAUUUCUUCGACAUGGCGCUCCCCGCCGGUGGCGUGCUGUCUAUCCCUUUCAUCGGGCUCAUCCUCGACCAUACCAGCACCAUCGUCGUCCUCACCGUCCUCGUCGCCGUAGCCACCGCCAUCGGCAUACUGGGAGUGCUCCCCUUCCACUGGGCUGCGUACCUGGGCAUCUGUCUGUUCGUCCUCUACCGUCCCUUUUAUUAUACCGCUGUUUCCGACUACAGCGCCAAGGUCUUCGGCUUCCGCACCUUCGGCACUGUCUACGGCACCAUUAUCUGCCUUUCCGGCGUGCUCAACUUCUCCCAAUCCGGACUGGAUUUCCUCUUCCACCAGACGUUCCACGGAGACCCUGUACCCGUGAACGUGAUGCUGCUGGCGGUGGGAUUCGCCGUCGGCGUCGUCCUGGUUACCUUUGUCGGUAUCAAGUCCCGGGGCAUUCGGCGCAAGUUGUUGGAGCUUGAGGCUGAAGAAGUCACACGCGCCCCUUGA